Anopheles coluzzii is the source of this 1398-nucleotide messenger RNA. RefSeq lists its product as uncharacterized. The record is from RefSeq and is a predicted model, not a curated record. The coding region runs from base 1 to 1398 and encodes 465 amino acids. The transcript is spliced from 3 exons. NCBI's taxonomy places the organism in Eukaryota, Metazoa, Arthropoda, Insecta, Diptera, Culicidae.
AUGCAUUUUGUUAUCCUUAAUGCAAUUACAGAGAAAUGUGUUUGUUUUGUUACAUCAUCACCAGUCCUAAAUGUUAUAGGUAUAGAUUGGAUAGAUAGGUUUAAUCUAUGGGCAAUUCCCUUCGAUGUACUGUGUAAGAAAGUUUCAUCAGCAUGUCCAAAGGAUCGAAUAGUACAGCUUCAAUCGAAAUAUCCAACAGUUUUCGAUGAUUCGCUUGGACAUUGCACAAAAACGAAGGUGAAACUGUUUCUGAAGCCCAAUGUAAAACCAGUUUUCUGUCCAAAACGACCAGUACCAUUCAAUACUAUCGCUCUUGUGGAUGCGGAACUAUCAAGACUACAAUCACUAGGCAUCAUCACACCAAUAGACUUUUCGGAGUGGGCUGCUCCGAUAGUAGCCAUUCGCAAGCCUAAUUGUAAAGUUCGAAUUUGUGCGGAUUAUUCGACGGGGCUCAACGAAGCUUUAGAGUCAAAUCAUUAUCCUCUACCUACUCCUGAAGAAAUUUUUGCACAGUUGAACGGAAGUGUUGUAUUCAGCAUAGUCGAUUUGUCCGAUGCAUACCUACAAGUAGAAGUAGAAGACGAAUCUAAACACCUUCUUACGAUCAACACACAUAGAGGUCUUUUUCAGUUCAACCGUCUCGCACCGGGAGUCAAAUCAUCACCUGGAGCUUUUCAAAGACUAGUUGACGGUAUGAUUGCUGACAUUCCUGGCGUUAGAACAUUUCUAGAUGAUGCUAUAAUUUUCGGUAAAACUUGGGAGGCACACAAGCAAUCUUUAGACACAUUUCUUCAGCGUUUAAAAGAAUAUGGCUUCCACGUCAAGCUGGAAAAAUGUCAUUUCUAUCAAACUGAAAUUGUCUAUUUGGGGCAUGUGGUAGAUCGCAACGGCAUACGUCCUGACCCAGAGAAGCUGAAAACCAUCGCAUCUAUUCCAGCACCAACGAACAUUUCCGAAUUAAGAUCGUUCUUAGGAGCUGUGAAUUUCUACGGCCGAUUUGUGAGAAACAUGCAUGAACUCAGACACCCGUUAGAUCAAUUGCUAAGGAAGGAUACGAAGUGGAAGUGGAAUUCGGAUUGUCAGACAUCGUUCGAAAAAUUCAAGAAAGUACUGCAAUCUGACUUACUGUUGACACAUUAUGAUCCGAAUCUUCCUAUCAUCGUUGCAGCAGAUGCGUCUAGCACCGGCGUUGGCGCAGUUAUUUUUCAUAAAUUUUCGAACGGAUAUUUGAAAGCCAUUCAACAUGCUUCAAGAACAUUAACGUCUGCAGAACAAGGCUACGGACAACCGGAAAAAGAAGCUAUGGCUCUUUCUUAUGGGGUAGUUGAAAACUCAAUUGAAAUGACUGAACAAGAACAUUACUAUUCAGCUGAUGAAGAGUCCGCUGAAGAAAUUUAA